Messenger RNA from Osmia bicornis bicornis, 1800 nucleotides. It is a transcript of the gene Taf7, whose product is annotated as transcription initiation factor TFIID subunit 7. The record is from RefSeq and is a predicted model, not a curated record. Gene Ontology annotation, cellular component: transcription factor TFIID complex. Gene Ontology annotation, biological process: transcription initiation at RNA polymerase II promoter; RNA polymerase II preinitiation complex assembly. The coding region runs from base 373 to 1584 and encodes 403 amino acids. Gene Ontology annotation, molecular function: RNA polymerase II general transcription initiation factor activity. NCBI's taxonomy places the organism in Eukaryota, Metazoa, Arthropoda, Insecta, Hymenoptera, Megachilidae. The transcript has 7 exons.
UGGAGCCCCCACUCCUGACGCCAGUAGCCCUGACGGCCCCACCGUGUUUGGUGGUGAACCCGUAUAUUUAGUAAAAUAUACUUCUUUUACAUUGACUGGACUGAGAAUGGUUAAUUAUUACGUCAUAGUGUAACGUCAUUAUCAAUGAACAUAUCAUUUUUAUGAAAAAAAUUGUUAAAUUAUACGACAGUUAAUAAAAUUUUUCACAGUAAUGCACGUAUCUUAUUUUCUUUUACUUAUUUCUUAUUCUUGCUUCAUUUGCAAUGAAGUGUUUUGACUUCACCUGCAGUGCAUACAGUGUUUGAGCGAAAAAGCUGAAAAAGACGCAGUUGUUGUUUUUCUUGAUUUAGGGCAUUACAAUUUUACGAAAACAUGAAUCGUCAUCCAAAUGUAGAUUAUAAAAAUCGUAGUGAGCCCCAAGUUGAAUUAGAAAGUCAAUUUAUUUUACGUUUACCACCGGAACCAUCACGAGUUUUACGAGAAAUUUUACGCUCUGGAUUGCCCAUAAAAGAUAGACUGAGUAUUAAAUUAGAAAAUGAUAUGCGUUAUGGUGAGGUUAGAUUUGAUCAUUGGUUACUUCAUGCUAAGGUUGUGGACUUACCAACAAUUGUGGAAUCUUUAAAAACUAUUGACAAUAAAAGUUUUUACAAAACAGCUGAUAUAUGCCAGUUGUUAAUUUGUAAGGAAGAAGAUGAUCAUACCACAACGGAUGAAGAAAGUCCAGUAAGACAGAAAAAGAAAGACCCAAAUAAAGUAGACAAGAAGUUUUUAUGGCCACAUGGGAUAACGCCUCCUACAAAAAAUGUCAGGCGCAGAAGAUUUAGAAAGACUUUGAAAAAGAAAUAUGUAGAAGCUCCAGAAAUUGAGAAAGAAGUUAAACGUUUAUUAAGAGUAGAUAAUGAUGCUGUUAAUGUAAAAUGGGAAGUGAUUUGUGAGGAUGAAGAUCAAUCUAAACCUAGCAAAGUAUCAUCAUCUGGCACAGUGAAAACUAAACGUGAAAGUAUUAAUGGUAAUACUUCCCAGAGUCUUGAUGUUGCUGAGCAUGAUAUAUUUGGUGAACCAGUAAGUGACAGUGAAGAUGAUGAGGAAGCAAAUAUAAAUGUAAUGGAAUUGGAUGAAAAUAGCAGACUCUCAGCUGACAGUAGAGUAUCAGAUUCUAAUUCCAUGCAAGCUACAUAUUCAGAAAGAUCUGCUAAUAAUGCAGCAACAAGCAACACUCUUGUUACGGAAUUUAGUAAGGAAAUGUUUCAAAAUGACAACAAUAUAGAAACAGAAGGAGAAAAAGCAGAGGAUGCAUCACCAUCAAAAGUACCCAAACUUGAACAGUUUCAUUCAGAGUAUAUAAUUCCGGAUAGUUUCACAGAAAUGCCUCCUGCUCCCACAUCAAAAGACUCGUUACAAACGCGCCUUGCGACUUUACAUACCGAAUUAGCCGAACUGCGACAAAGAAGACAGCAACAAGAACUUGAGAUUGCUAACAUCGAAAAUGUUAAGUUAAGACAAAGAUUCCAAGAAAUAUUGGACAAUUUAUUAACGCAGGAAAUGCAAAAAGUUCAAGAAAUUCAAGACUUGGAACUGGGAUAAUUUUUGUGUUAUACCAUUAAAUAAUUAAACAGUGUGAUCAAUGUAUAAAUAUAUUUGUUCAUGAAAUGUUCAUUCUUUAAAUCAGAGGUAUCUGAAUUGUAUAUUUUUCUUAAAUUUUUGUAUUGUAAUGAAUUUAAGUUGUGAUUUAAUUCUGUGUUUUAUUAUGUAAUAUCUUUGAUAUGUAUAUAUACUGAUGAUUAAAUAAGUUGCAAAUUC